GUUCUCUUUACUUCCAUUUUUUCAAGUAAUCUUGGACAUAGUUCACAAGCAUGGAACUUUGAAGGAGAUCAACUCGAAGAGAGUUAAUUAAUUCGGACAGUGCUCCCAACUCCUCUUUUAAAGGAUAUUGGGAGUCUUCAUACGCAGGGCUGCAUGUCACCGGAGCAUACCCUGAUGACGCUCCGGUAUUCAUAAUUGGAGCCUGAAGUGGAGUCAAGGUGUGAUCAGGUGAAGGAAGGAAAGGAUCUUGUUUCACAGGGACAUAUCCUGGUGAUCCUUGACACGCUGGAGUAUAUUCUGGUGAGGCUGGAGUAUAUUCUGGUGAGGCUGGAGCAUAUUCUGGUGAGGUUGGAGUAUAUCCUGAUACUGUUGAGAUAUAUCUAGGUGUCAACGAUCCUAGGGUGAACGUAGACCUGGUCCUAGUUCUCUUUUCCAGGGCUUCAUAAUUUCUAGGGUUUUCCCGUCUGUAAUUAAAGAACAAAACAUAAACAUACUAAGACCUAAUCUGUUAAGAAAAUGGUGAGAAGAAAUGUUUAAGUCUUUAAUGGUAAAUAGAGGUCUACAUUUGAAUUCUAAGACUUUAAACUAUAGAGUGAUUCGGUUUUCAAGAUAAUUAUUGUAUCAUUCUUUUUUUCGUAUCAAAGGCCGACAGGUACAUUUAACUUAUGAAAACAACUAUACCUAAAUGUUAUCAGCCGUGGAUCCUCUUCUUUUUGUUGUUGUGUGAAACCAUGCAUUUGUUUUGCCAUUUUCCUUUUUAAAAAAAUAUACAAAUUUUAAAAAAAAGUUUACAAGUUAAGCUUACAAUUUAAACAAAUUAACGAGAGAGAGAGAGAGAGAGAGAGAAUAUUCUUUAGAAUUUACCUUUGAGUUAAAAUUAUUGAGUCCUCUGACUCACUCAGUUUUCUCUUUUCCCCCCUUGGGUCAGUGAGUUGGAGGUCUUGGGGGGAAUUCCUGGUUAAACAGAAAUUUAAAGACAUUUGGUAAAAAGAAAAUAAAGCAAAUAUAUAAUAAUUUGAAAUAAGCGAAUAAACAACUACGCACGUUAACUCUCGAUCCCCGCCUACAUUUUACACCCAUUUAAUUCAAUACUAAUUGUGAUUUGGUCAUAAAAUCUCCGGUUAAUGCAAAGAAGGGUUCAAUGGUAAUUGAUUAAUAAUUUUGAUACAAGUGUUAAAUAGUUAAUUACUUUUGUUAUCAGCUUUUUUUUUUUAUAGAGGGGUAGACGGCGUUUUCCAUUGAAAUCGCGCUUGAACGCGUACGCAUAUUUCAAAAUAUGCUUGGAUAUGGAUAAAAGUUCCUUAAUCUUUCGGGUUUACGCAUAUGAAAUAUUUAGUUGUAAACCCUUCGAGAAAAAAAAAAAUAGAGUUAUUUCUCUUUGUUUUCCCAACUAAGUAAUGUUUUAUCAAAAUUCAUAUCAAUAUCUAAAGAAAUAUGAAAAUUCAUUCAAAUGUAUUAACCGCUGUAAAUUGACUUGGAGGUAGGCGGGAGAACAAAACUAUUGUUCGCAGUUCUUUGUAAUUUUUAAAUGAGUUAAGAAUUUUAAGAAGACGAACUUACCCCGAAUCAAACACCACCUCAAACUCUUUUCCUAAAUCUAACCACUCCUUCUCGAAAUCUUCAAAUGUCCUUGAAGGCGAUGAAGUAUAGAAAGAUUCAGCCAUCUCGUGUCUUUGGAAGCUUUUUUUUUUUCUUCUAAAGUCAGUGAUUUAUCUAUCCUAUUUAUAUCCCAGGGAACGAGAAGAGGCGGGGGCUUUAGGAUUUUCAAUAUAUUUGUGGAUUGGAAAAGGGGUUGCGUGCAAAAUAAAAACCCGGUCAAAUAUCUUAAUUGAUUUUAAUUUAAUUUAAACGUGGUCUCAUUUUUUGAACUUUUAGAAAAUACCGCGUUAUGACCGCGCGCGCGUUUUCUUUAAUUAUUCAAUGCAUCGUAUGUGCUUCUACGCUAAUAUUCUAUAAUUAUUGUACACGUGAGGUAGUUCGAAAUCGUAUAUGUUUCUAUCCUUAUGUUUUAUGAUUAUUCAAUACAACCUAUAUUAUAUUAUAUUAUUUUUCCCAUUAAGGCGCCUCAAUAAACAGCAUGAAAAAAAAAAAAAAUAAGAACACAUACAAAUGUAUACACAUUUAGCACAGAAAGAAGAAGUGAUUAUAAAAAACACAUAUUUUUCAAGCAAAACGUUAUUUGUUAUACAUGUUGUUGAAAAUCGACUUUUUACUUUUGAUUUGACACUAAAAUGUCACUAUGUGGUGAUAAUGUUUUACCUUUGCAAACUAAUAUAAACAUUUUUACAACUGUUCACAAAUUUAUAGAUGAAACUUGUAAGAUUUUAUUAGUUACUGUACCAGUUAUAUCUAUUGUUUAUCAUCAAGCAUGGCAUUUUGUAAUUGAUGUAAGUAAUUGUUUGAUAUCUUGUAUGACGUUUUGUAAUUAAUUUUUUAAGAGAUCUAGAGGGACUAGUAAGUUUCCUUGUUCCCAAUCCUUUUGAUUUAUCAACGAAAUAUGUUCAAAACAAACAAAGCCGAAGCGGUUUUUUUUUUUAAAAGUUCAUUAAAUAUUGCGCGCGUUUUCCGUAAUUAUUCGCAUGUGUUGUCAUGCUAAUCUUCUAAAAUUACACUUGUGUACAGUUAAAUUACCAUGGCACAACUUGAUCAUCAAAGCGAUAUCUUUAAAGUACAAUGCACCUUCAAGAAAAUACCGUGCGCGUUUUCUGUAAUUACCGAAGCGAUUUUUUUUUUUUUUUUUUUUUUAAAGUUCAGUUCACCUUUUCGAGAAUACCGCGCACAUGAUGACCGCGCGCGCGCGCGCGUUUUCUGUAAUUAUUCGUAUGUGUUGCUAUGAGAAUAUGUUAUAAUUAUCCUGUGUUUGGUUUUCCUUUAAAUUGACGAAAUCUUGGCUAUUUCACACCAUUUUAAAUGACAUGUCUCAUCCAUACAGUCAUUCACAAAAGAUCAUUGAAGUAAGUUUAAAAAAAAAAAAAAACAAUCAUUUUAUUCAUAUCUUGUAAAUAGUACCUUUUAUAUAUACUGAUGUAGUUUUUCGGUGACAUACUUAAUUCACUCAAAAGCGAGCUCACUAGAUUAUGUACACUGUCGAUGCGUAGGACACAAUAAUCGUCUUGUGUCUGUAAUAUUAAACCAUAUUAACUACAUGUUGAAAUUAACAACACAGUGUAUCUGUCGUUAUGAACUUUAAUUAUGAGCACAACUCAUUUCAAAGUAAAAAAAAAAAAUUAAGUUUGUGUCAUUGGCAUUAUUAUUUAAUCACCACUAGGCGCCAAUAUCUGUCAUCAUUUUGAAUCUAUGUUCAAAGGUUUGCGUUAUACAACAGAGAGAGAGAGAGAGAGAGAGAGAGAGUUUGUUUGCGCAUAUAAGUGUUUCUCGUAAUAGGCCUAUAUGUCAUCAUUUUAAUUAAAACUAUAAGGCUUGCAUUGUACACUGUUUUUUCAACCUCUGGACCCCAUGGUCCACACCCGGUCAUGUGACUGUAUAAGGUCGCGCUUAAUUUUUUUCUGCACGUGCGGACUUUUAAGACGCCAACUGCCAAGUGAAGUAGGGUAGAUGCAUCACGAUGAUGAACAUGUGUUUGUUGCUGAUUAUUAUUAACUUUGUGUUAAUUGAAACGGGUGCUUUCCCUGUGAAUAUCAAUUGUGGAACUUGUGUGUCUAAUAAAGACGGUGUAGCGGACUGUAGUCGGACAACCUUGCCAUGUGUACGUGUGUUUAGUCCUAACGAUGAAACGAUGAUUCGAGAGGUGUAUGUAUCGAGGUGUUCUCAGAAAAUCUACCCCAGAAAGUGGCAGAAGUUUACAAAGAAACUUGGGCCUGGGAAUGCCGUGUCAUGCUAUGGUUCAUCUAGUAGGGAAACCAGUACUCUGUUGAAAACCACCCCAGUAUCACCCCCUGUUGAGGAGACAACGUCAGUAUCACCCCCUGUGGUUGAGGAGACCAUGCUAGUAUCACCCCCUAGUGUUGAGGAGACCACCCCAGUAUCACCCCGUAUUGUUGAGGAGGCCAUGCUAGUAUCACCCCCUGUGGUUGAGGAGACCACCCCAGUAUCACCCCUUGUUGAGGAGACCAUGCUAGUAUCACACCCUAGUGUUGAGGAGACCACGCCAGUAUCACCCCCUGUUGAGGAGACCACGCCAGUAUCACCCCAUAGUGUUGAGGAGACCACCCCAGUAUCACCCCCUGUUGUUGAGGAGACCACGCCAGUAUCACCCCCUGUUGAGGAGACCACCCCAGUAUCACCCCCUGUUGUUGAGGAGACCACGCCAGUAUCACCCCCUGUUGAGGAGACCACCCCAGUAUCACCCCCUGUGGUUGAGGAGACCACCCCAGUAUCACCCCCUGUGGUUGAGGAGACCACCCCAGUAUCACCCCCUAGUGUUGAGGAGACCACCCCAGUAGCACCCCCUAGUGUUGAGGAGACCACCCCAGUAGCACCCCCUAGUGUUGAGGAGACCACCCCAGUAUCACCCCCUAUUGUCCGGGAGAUUGGAUCUGGAUUAUGGAGUGCAAGAACUUACCAGAAGACAACAACAGAACCUCCUGAUAAUAUUUUUGACGAGCCUGAAGUUACAGGAUUCUUCAUGUGGGCAUUAGCAACCACCGUGGCUAUCAUUAUCAUAUUACUGAAGAGAUGUUUGAAAGAGCAUGAUCAUUGCCAGCGCUGUAGAUACCAUGCACCUCCCCAUGUACCUGCACCACCCCCAGACGCUCCAACUGAAAACAUUGAAUUUACCGUUUUUAACACGCCCCUAUCAUCUAGUACACCCCGAUCAUCUUCCACAGACAAUACACUUCAGCCAACAUCAACGCCUCGCACUGAUGCAAGCACAUCAACUCCAAUGAUGAGCUUUACUGAUCAAACAACCUCCGUAACUGACCUCACAACAUCAACAGACAGCAAAAAAGUUCUUCUUGACUCACCGGUAGCGGCACAUACUAGGUCUAAAAUGGUCAGGCAGUUGAAGUUUUAAAGUUAUUUUUUUUGUUUUGUUUUUUUAAACAGUCAAGUUCUCAUUAUUAUGCCAACAUUUCUUAGGACAAUGUGAAGGGAAUAUUUGUUUUGCAAUUUUUCUACUGAGAAAAGACAAUUUUUAUAGUUAAUUUGCAGUUAUGGACAAUAAGUCAUGUUUAUUAUAAUUGUAAUCAUAACUCAUGUUUAUAUUUUGUUGUGAGUGAGUAUUUUCAUCACUGAAAAUAUUGAAGUGAUUUUGUACUAUGGUGGUUUUUGUUUUUUGGUUUUUGUAUUAAAAAAUAAUUUUAUUUUAUUUUACUAUGUAGAGGAACGUGAUUUAUAUACCUCAUUUUAUUUUACACCUGUGCUAUAUCAAGUUAUAUAGUAUUGACAUUAAAAAUUUGUUUUGUAAUCUUUCUACUGAGAAAAAACUAUUUUUAUAGUUACUUUGUAGUUAAGGAAAAUAAGUCAUGUUAUUAUAAUUGCAAUCAUACCUCGUGUUUAUAUUUUGCUGUGAUUUGGUAUUUUAAUCACAAAAAUAUUAAUACUCCAUUCUACCUCGGUUAUUGUGAAGAUUGGAAAGCCACGUUCAUUAUUUUGCAACAAACGCAUGGUUAUAAGAAAAUUGAUGUACAUCAUUAUAUACCUCGAGAACUAAUAUGUAGAGUUGAUAUGUGAAAACAAAUGAUGUACUUGUUAAUUUCACAUCGAGGAUCUAGUUUUUCUCUUUGUAUAUUACAUUGAACAUAAAUGUUUUCCAGUUUUAAAAUGCGAAGCGAGGCUAUUCCGAGUAAACCCCCCUCAUUUUAACAGUGCGUUUAUUUUACGGGAUAGAAAACCAAUGAUUGAAUUUGAUCAUAAAAAAUAAUCGCCAAAAUUGUAUAUAAACGUGUGUAUUUUAUUUCUAACACAUAUACAUAGGAAAUAAAUAACUGAUUGAUGACAAAUUAUCAAAAUAAUGAGGGGGUGCGCGCAGAACCUAUUGCAUGCUGACACGCAUUAGAUUCUCUUGUAGGAUGUCAGUCGACAUUGUAUUUUCACGAUGGUAGAAUCAAAACAUUUUUGUUUGCGUGUUUGUGGUAUAGUAACCUCCACGAUGUCGAAAUGUUGUUUGAAAUAUAUAUAUAAAAAAAAAACCUCAACUAAUGUCUGGACUUUCAUAUUUCAAACAUUUCUCCACCGCAGAGGUUAUUAUACAACAAAUUUGCAAACACAAACCUUUUUUUUUUAAAUACAGUAUUAUCCAGAAAGUGAUUCUGUACUAUGGUGAUUUUCUUUUUUUAUUUGAUUUUACUUUGUGAAGGAAUAUGUAAUUUUAUAUACCUCAUUUUUUAUUUUUAUUUUUACACCUAUGCUAAGUCAAGUUAUUGUAUUGUCAUUAAAAAAAAUUUUUGUAAAGUUU
Molecule: messenger RNA, 6358 nt
Organism: Ostrea edulis (European flat oyster)
Lineage: Eukaryota; Metazoa; Mollusca; Bivalvia; Ostreida; Ostreidae
Product: mucin-2-like
Exons: 4
Coding region: 3566-4975 (469 amino acids)
Source: RefSeq, a predicted model, not a curated record